Messenger RNA from Adineta ricciae, 3108 nucleotides. The record is from the annotation of a GenBank genome assembly. NCBI's taxonomy places the organism in Eukaryota, Metazoa, Rotifera, Eurotatoria, Adinetida, Adinetidae.
AUGCUCAAACAAUUCUUUUUUCUUCUUUCUUUAUUGAACAUUUCCAGUUGUAUUAUUGUUCCAUUAAUAGGUAACGAUUGGAUAAUAAAUAAUCACAAUGGAUCAUAUAAUAUCCGAGGUGAAGUACCCGGUACAAUUCAUACAAUUCUUUUCGCUGCAAAUCAAAUCAGCGAACCUUAUCGGGGUUAUAAUGAUGUUAAUCUUCGUUAUUUAGUUUACGACUUAUGGACAUUUAGAAAGAAUUUCUCGUUGACAAAUGACAUACUAUCAUUGACAAAAUUCACAAUUCAUUUUGAUCAAAUUGAUACAAUUGCAAAUAUCACGUUAAAUCAAUGUUUUCUUGGACAAACAAACAAUAUGUUUGUAGGAUAUUCAUUUGAUAUUACGAGAAACUGUUUAAAAUCAACAAAUGAACUUCGACUAGAUUUUGAGUCCCCAGUUAUCUACGCAUUAGAUCAAUCUCAAUCUUACAAUGAUAGUGUUCCUCCAUUCUGUCCACCUGAUAUUCAACACGGUGAAUGUCAUGUUCAAUUCAUUCGAAAAGAACCGUGUUCAUUCAGUUGGGAUUGGGCUCCGGCUUUUGUUCCAAUUGGUAUACCUGGUCAUCUUUAUCUUGAAGGAACCACUAGUGAAACAAUAUUAAUCAACCUGGANUCCCCAGUUAUCUACGCAUUAGAUCAAUCUCAAUCUUACAAUGAUAGUGUUCCUCCAUUCUGUCCACCUGAUAUUCAACACGGUGAAUGUCAUGUUCAAUUCAUUCGAAAAGAACCGUGUUCAUUCAGUUGGGAUUGGGCUCCGGCUUUUGUUCCAAUUGGUAUACCUGGUCAUCUUUAUCUUGAAGGAACCACUAGUGAAACAAUAUUAAUCAACCUGGAAAGUGUUAAUAUUGCAUCAUAUCAAUCAUCGUAUAAACAAUGGCAAGUGGAUAUUUCAUUAAGUUCUCAAAAUCCACCAUUUGCAAGUCAAUUGAAAUUUGUUUUAGAAAAAACUUCGUUUGUGUUUCAAACAAAUGUCACAUUUAAAUCAAAUCUAUCGAUUUCACUAGCAAUUCCCAACGAAAUGAUCCAACUUUGGUGGCCAAAUGGGUAUGGAAAUCAGACACUGUAUCAAUUCUCAGUUUAUAAUCAAGAUCAACUCGUUGGAUCUCGUUCAAUUGGUUUUCGAACAAUUCAACUUAUUCAAGAUAGUUAUGGUUCACAUAUAAAUGGAACAUCGUUCUAUUUCCUUAUUAAUAAUCAUCCAAUUUAUAUCAAAGGUAGUAAUUGGAUUCCACCCGAUGCAUUUCAAGAACGUGUCACAGAUCAAAGAUUGGAAAGAUUACUUCGCUCGGCUCAAUUAGCGAAUAUGAAUAUGUUGAGAGUUUGGGGCGGAGGAAUUUAUGAACGAGACUCUUUCUAUGACAUUGCCGAUCGAUUAGGAAUUCUCUUGUGGCAUGACUUUAUGUUUGCUUGCAGUCUAUAUCCAGUUGAUGAUUUAUUUCUGACAAAUGUUUAUAAUGAAGUUGUUUAUCAAGUUAGACGACUUCAAUCACAUCCAUCCAUUGCACUUUGGUCAGGAAACAAUGAGAAUGAACUCGCUGUUGCACAAAAUUGGUAUCGAAUUCCCACAGAAAGAAUUCCCAAAAUCAAAAAUGAUUAUCGGAAAUUAUAUGUUGAUACAAUCAUGAAGGCCAUUAAACAAAUAGAUAGAGGAAAUAAUCGGCCCUUCAUCACGUCAUCACCAACAAAUGGACCUGAAUCCAUUGAAGAAGAUUAUAUUGCCACAAAUCCUCAAGACCCACUUUAUGGUGAUGUUCAUUUCUAUGGUUUUACUAAUGACACAUGGAAUCCCAAUACAUAUCCCAUUACUCGAUUUUUGUCUGAAACAGGAAUGAAUUCUUUACCAAGUCUGGAUUCUUGGCUUCAAGUAACAUCAAAUCUAAGUGAUUUACAGUUUGGAAGUUCGUUUUUCGAACAUCGAAAACACGAUACUAAAGUGGAUAAUAUAUUGUAUGUUAAAAAACANUUAGGUGAUGUUCAUUUCUAUGGUUUUACUAAUGACACAUGGAAUCCCAAUACAUAUCCCAUUACUCGAUUUUUGUCUGAAACAGGAAUGAAUUCUUUACCAAGUCUGGAUUCUUGGCUUCAAGUAACAUCAAAUCUAAGUGAUUUACAGUUUGGAAGUUCGUUUUUCGAACAUCGAAAACACGAUACUAAAGUGGAUAAUAUAUUGAGACAAAUCAAAAGUAAUUUACCAAUUCCAGUAACAACUGAUUCGUUGAAAAAUUUCUCGCAAAUGAUAUACUUGAGUCAGAUAAAUCAAGCGAUGACGUUGAAAAGCAUCAGUGAUGUGUGCCGAUUACAUUCAUCAAUCGAGAUGAUCGACCCAAAAACGAGUCAGGGGCAUACGAUGGGCUUGAUGUAUUGGCAAAUAGGUGAUUUUUGGCAAGCGCCAACAUCGUCUACAGUCGAAUACGAAUUAAAAUGGAAAAUGGCUCAUUAUUAUGUUCAAAAUAUGUAUGAAUUUGUUUACCCAUUAAUUGUUCUUCAACCUUAUUUAGCGAAUAUUACUGAUGAAAAAGCACAACUUUCAUUUUAUGUUGUUAACGAGCUGUUCACUGGUGUAAAAGGUCAAUUAUUGUGUUCAUUGGUACCAGUUGAUCAAUUCUCUGUUCGAUUAUCAUUUAAAUUCAAUGUUUCGAUUGAUUUUCCAACUGUUCAACACGUCAUUGACUUGCCGUAUUCAACAAUUAUGAGAACUGCUGGUUGUUUGAAUAAUAGCCAAUGUGUUCUUCAUUGUCAUUUAGACAAUGACAAAAAAUUCAUUGAGCAAACUUUAUUUUUGACCCAACCAAAGAAUUAUGAACUGUCUCAACCAAAUCUUCGAAUCGAAAAACUUGACAAAAUCACCUCAACGGAUGUGAACAUCACACUAACAGCAACAAAUCCUGCUUUAUUCGUUUGGCUUGAUGUUCCUUUGAAUAUCAGUGGAUAUUUUUCUGAAAAUGGAUUCCAUAUGUUUCAAUCGAUGAAAUUCAUUACUUUUCAUUCAUGGGCACCAAUGAUCAAUUUGGACAAAACUGAUUUUGAUCUUCGUAUUACUUCAUUAUUUGAUACGACACAAUCGUGA